CGACACACCAAGGAGGAGACAACCGACUGACAACAAACAACGGUCCAGCGACCAGAGCAUCGCUGUUCUUCCCAGUAGUUCAUGCCACACUGUUUGUUAUGGUUAAUAAACUGAACGUUAAUUUCAGUCCCUCAUACGCACCGUGGUAGCUGGUCUUCACUGAAGUCACGUUCAGCCGUUAGUUCCCGUUAGUUAUCGCUCCACGUCCGCUCGAAAUGACAAGUUACCGGACGUUUCACUCCCAGCUGGCGUCCAUCAUGGAGGCGCUGGCCAAAGCGGCGGUGGCAGAGAUCUGCGAGCUGGUGGAUGAAGGCUACGCCGUCCUGCAGCUGGAGAUCAGCCGGAGGCAAGAGGAGAACGAGGCGCUGAGGAGGAAGCUGGAGCUCAUCGAGACCAUCGUCGCCCGGGGACACCGAGGGGACGGGACCACCGGUGGGGGGCCGUUGGAUUUCACUAACGAUCGUGCUCUGACAGCUGGACUCGUCUCCAAACCGCCAAAAACAAAUGUGAAAAAGAUCGGGUGGGUCCCUGUGUCAGAGGCGCCAAAAGAGCAGAGUCCUGCAAGCAAAGAGGACUCUCCUGCAGCAGCUGCAGAGGAGCUGAGUGAUCAGGACAUCGUUUUGAUUAAGGCAGAAACUAAAACGGAGGAGGUGAACGAUGAAGACACCACAGACGUACUGCUUCUCAGAGAGGAAGGAGCUGAGGAGCAGCAAAUGGGAGCAGACGAUGGUGAAGAAGGCCCCUCAGGGACGAUGAUCUCGACUGCAGUCAUGAAGCCGUGGGAUCCAAACAUUGACAGACCGUCAGAGUCCCUCAGUGUCCCAGUGUCUCCUGGUCCUGUAGGGGGCGCUGAGAGCACCUCGUCUGGUGUUGUGUUAGACUUAGCCUCCGAGUCUGACUGUGAAGAAGUACCAACAGCUGAAACAAGGAGGCCGUUCCACUCUGGAGCAGGAGGAAGUCCCGCCUCCCUGCCUGGGACGUCUGAGCUGAGUCAGGGAGCGUCUAUAAUGAACUAUGAUACAGAGCUGGACCUGAACUCCUCCUGGACCAGUCAGAGCCUGCCAAGCAUGGCACCUGUUGCUCACAGGCCAUCACUCCUGGACAAGGUGUCAGACUUGAACCCUGCAGCCUUCCCCAUGGUGCUCAAUCUCAGUGGAUCCAGACUGGAUCCUCUGGAGUUGAACAGAUUCUGCAGGGACAGACGCUUCGUCUGCAGUUACUGCGGGAAGUGCUUCUCAUCAUCUCGAAGCUUAGAGACGCACAUCCGUGUCCACACAGGAGAGCGGCCGUACAGCUGCGCUCAGUGUGGGAAGCGCUUCACACAGUCUGGACACCUAAAGACGCAUCAGAGCGUCCACACCGGGGAGAGGCCGUUUGCCUGUGAGCACUGUGGGAAACGGUUCGCCGGGAAACAGAAUUUGAGGAUCCAUCAGCAGAAACACCACCCGGCAGAGCGGGGAGCUGCUCCUGUUUAGCUCAACAGGAAGUGAGAGACACUGUCAGAGCUACAGUGAGACCAGCUGACCUGAUCUAUACUGUGAUUGACAAAACCUGUACUUUACUGCUCUUAUUGGUCCUUAUACUUAUUUUUAAACGGUGGUGUCUGAGGCCACAUUUACAGAAAAAUGAGCCACUGAAAAGGCCUUUAGCUUUUGUUUUAAAAAGGCCCAGAAUUCAGACCUCAAUGUUUAGAAAACAUUGAGCAAUGAAAACAUGGUCGUUUUCACACCUGAUAGUCUGGGGGACUUGGCCUGUUUUUGAGUGGAAAUGCAACAUUGUUGGUUUGGUUUGUAUUCACAUUGCUCUUGGUCAAAAGAAUCAAACCAUCUGAACACAUACAACCUCUGCCCGUUGGCGGGGGCUGUCGUCACAAACAUAUGGCGACCAAGAAGAAAAGCAGGCAUAGAAGAAGACAAAACCGGAAAUCCAUCUCUUGCCACCGGUCUUUUUUUCCACAUAAGCAAUGAAAAAACACAGAAUUUACACUGUCUUGGGGUUUCUGCUUUUGCACUGGGGCAUAACGAGCAGCCAGUGAGGCAGUGAGCUGUCCAGCAUGUCGUUCUUUACAUGAGACGAAUAAAUCAGCACCGACAACGACGUGUUGCUAUGGCUACACCGACGUUAAGCGAGGUACCGACAUGUAUUUGAGUGUAUUAAAUCACAUAGAAAUCCAUAUAUCAUUACGCUUUACGCCACUUCCUGCCCGUGGUUCACAAGUUGGCCCGCUUUGCUUUCAUAACCCAAAUGAACCUCACCAGGCUUCUUUUGGAAGCGGACUGAGAGUCCCUGUUUUCAAGCGGACCAGAGUCCCACUUGUUUGGUCCGCACCAGAGUUCGUUUGAACUUUCACAUCACUCCAAAUGAACCAGACUAUCCGGGAAAACGGACCAGAGUUCGUUUAAAGCAGGCCAAACAGCUCUGGUGUGAAUUUUGACAGCAGUGUCUCAAGGAUUUUGCAAAAUGUCUUAAGAGGAUAGAACAGAAAAUUUACUUUUGAAACCACAGCUUCUGUUGACCUUCGUCAGUAGUUUACUCGGUGAUGGAAACAGUGCUGUAGUUCGCAUUCUGUAGCCUGUUUUCAACAUUUUCUGCUUUCAGGCACCAAAAGCGCUGUUGUCAUGUAGCCACAUUGCAUCAAAAGCUAAGCUUGUUGACAUGAAAUCACAGCAAGAAACGUGGCCUGAAACACAACAAGUGGUCACAGUUUUGGCUGAAAUUGUCCUGUAAAUGUGGCCUUAGAUUGUAUGAUGUUUUUCUAAGCAGUGUGACUGUUUCAUUUUGUCAGGCCUUGUAUUUUUUACCAUAUGACCUGUCUCAGGAGGUAGCUGACACAAAAUUAAACCACAACUUGAUUCUGAUUCAUUCUUGCCUCGAUAAGAACUUGGGCUAUUUGACUAUUUGACUUUUUUUAGUGUUCAUUUUGUCUCUGCUCUACUCUAUAUUGUGCACAAAGUGCUGCAGGAGCCUCAUUUGUCAGUGGAGCUGUAACUCCUGUUUUACUCCUUUUUAUAGCAUCCAAUAAUUAAAAACUCAAAUUUUUAAAAAAUGAGCACUGUGACAUUAAUGUGUUUGCUAAUAUCAAAAUAUUAUGAUCAAAACUAUGUUUGGGAAACAUUUGUUUAAGGUUUGUUUUGACUUUAAAGUCUGACCCCUGUCCUAUGUGUUAACAUGGAGGAGGCGGAGCUUAUGACCUAUACUACAGCCAGCCUUAGGGAGUUCUCUGAAUAUUUUGGCCUCAUUUUUGGGGAGCCGUCAUGUCAUCUUUUCAUACAUUUGAUUGACUUGAGCAUUGUCAGCUGGUGAAAAUAAAAAUGAUUAAUGUGUGGAAUCAACAGUAAGAGAAGAAUGUCAAAGUGAAUUGACUGCUCAGUGAAUCUGAAAAUAAAACUGCAUUUUUGAUGAG
Messenger RNA from Cheilinus undulatus (humphead wrasse), 3403 nucleotides. RefSeq names its product zinc finger protein 629. The coding region runs from base 216 to 1475 and encodes 419 amino acids. The record is from RefSeq and is a predicted model, not a curated record. The transcript has 4 exons. Lineage: Eukaryota; Metazoa; Chordata; Actinopteri; Labriformes; Labridae. Gene Ontology annotation, cellular component: nucleus.